CCUCGCGCUCAAGUUCAAAUCUGUCACUGAAAUUAACGGACAAACCAUCAACAACAAUUCUAAUAACGUUAAGGAUUUGAGAGCCUUUGUAAUCAGAAGUUUUCAGAAGCAAAUCUACAGAUGUCAUGGUUGGUAGCCAACUAAAGUUAACUUACCCAGUAAAUGACGGAAUAAUGUCGUAGAAGUCACUCGUCAGCUUUCACCUCAGAGCCAAAACACAAAAGGGCUGAAGAUGAGUGAACACAACUCCUUACCACCGCCUGAGGGCCCUGACCGCAGGCGGGGAUCUGUUUUUCGUCGGACAGGGAGCAAUGUCCAGACUGUGCAGGAGACUAUGAAGGAGAAACAGGCAAGAUACAAGGAGGCAAGAGAAGUGCGCAAAACCAAACUUACCCAAGCUCACAAGUACAUGUUUGAAAUCCUGGCAGACAGGCUUUCUCUUGAAGUAUCAGGGGUUGAAGAUUUUAUUCUUGACAGUUCAUCUUUGGGGCCAUUUGAUAAUUUUUUUGCCAAAGGAGGAAGCAAAACUAUUUCAUUUGUUUACCAGGAGGCAGAAGUUCCUGGAAUAGAAUGUGGACGUUCAUUCCCUGGAACAGCAAAGGGAUCCAAAAUAAUGCGGUUGAUGUUAGCCAACUUGUCAGAUACUUGCCUUACAGGACUUUGCCUGUUUUUUGUCCGUACUAAAGUUGAUGCUGUCAUUAAUCCAAAAAACAUACAUGAGGAAAUAUACUUUUCCAUGCUUGAUGCUCGAGAGGGCCUACUGAAGGGAACUAAAAACCUGCUGUCCAAAGUCCUGAUGCCUGCUGUGAGUGCCACAGACAACUGGGGAGUUCUUAAUGCAUCAAAACAUGGAGAGAAGGAUAAACAGAACUUCAAAGAUACCAUAUCACGUUAUGUUAGCUUUUUGGAUGGGAUCCAGGUAAGCAUUGAGGGGGCUGUUCACUUGAAGGAAGCAACACACAUCGAUUUUUCCAAGCUCAUUUCCUUUGAGGCCAUUAAAGCAACAGCUGCAGAUAUGGACAUGGUGUAUCAGCUGGAGGAAGUUCUGAUGAUGUGGUAUAAGGAGAUUGAACAGGUCCUCACUGAGAGUGAUCAGAUGAGGAAAGAGGCUGACGCCUCUGGACCUCUCACUGAACUGGAGCACUGGAAGAGGAUGUCUGCAAAGUUCAACUCCAUUAUUGAGCACAUCAAGAGCCCUGAGUGCAAAGCAGUCAUCAAUGUGCUCAACAUCAGCCGUUCUAAAACACUGAAGUUGUGGAAAGAAUUAGAUGCCAGAAUAACAGAAUGUGCUAAUGAAGCCAAAGACAAUGUUAAAUUCCUGUAUACACUGGAGAAGGUCUGCCAGCCUCUCUACAACAGUGAUCCUGUUACUAUGGCUAAAAGCAUUCAGAACCUUAUCAAUGCCAUUAGAAUGAUCCACAGCGUGUCACGCUAUUAUAACACUUCUAAGAGAAUGACCUCCCUCUUCAUCAAAGUUACGAAUCAAAUGGUAACAGCCUGUAGAGCCUACAUCACAGAUAACGGCUCCAGUCGGAUUUGGGACCAGGACACUCAAGACAUCAUAAAAAAGAUUGAAGAUUGUAUUUACUUGUUCCGGGAGUAUCAAUCCUGCUUCCAUAAGACAAAGAAACAAACACUUGAAAGGCCUGGUGAAAAACCUUUUGAUGUUUCAGAGAUGUACAUUUUUGGAAAGUUUGAAGGAUUUUGCAAACGGCUUGAGAAGAUAAAACAGAUGAUAACUGCUAUCAGAACAUUUUCUGUGCUCAGCAAAUCCACCAUUGAAGGAAUUGACACAAUAGCUGCAAAGUUUCAAAAUAUAUAUUUGACCAUGAAGAAGAAACAAUAUGAUUUCCUGGCACCUCGGAAAGCUGAAUUUGAAGUCGACUUUGCAGAAUUCAUAACACAGAUCAGCAACCUUGAGAAUCAGCUACAAGUUUUCAUGAACUCCUGCUUCUCAAAGAUCCUGUCAUCUCAACAGGCUUUACGUCUUUUACAAAGGUUUCAGAAAUUAAAUAUGCCCUGUCUGCAAGCUGAAAUCUCUAACACAGUGGCACUUAUUCUUCAGCACUAUGUCUCAGAACUGGAGUCUGUCAGAAAGCUGUACCAAGCCCAUAGGGAGGACCCUCCAGUGGCCAGGAACAUGCCUCCUAUUGCUGGGAAAAUCCUCUGGGUUAAGCAGCUGUUCAGGAGGAUACAAGAACCCAUUCAGUACAUAGAGCAAAAUUCUGAUAUGUUGUCCACUCCGGAGGGCAAGGAUGUGAUUAAAAUGUACAACAGAACAGCUGCAGUGCUUGUGGAGUUUGAGAUUUUGUACCACAGGGCCUGGAUGAGGGACAUUUCCCAGUUACAGUAUGCUCUGCAAGCUACAUUACUAGUAAUGCAUCCUGAUACCGGAAAGCUGUUGGUGAACUUUGACCCGAAGAUUUCUGAAAUUAUUCGCGAAACAAAGUGCAUGUUGAAGAUGGGCAUGGAAGUUCCUGAGCAGGCACUAAAUCUGGUGAAGAAUGAGAAGUCCAUGACAGCCAGUCGUCUUCGCCUAGAGACUUUCCUGAGCAACUAUGAGGAGCUCCUAAAGAAGAUUCCUCCUGUUUUCUAUAAUCUGAUGUCUUCAAAGAUAAAAGAUGUGGAUUCUGUGUUCCGUCAUGGCUUAGUGCUGCUGAACUGGUCGUCUCUGAUCUUGGAUAAAUUCUUCACCAAUAUUGACAGAGCAAUGUCAGAGCUGAGUCAUCUUUUGAAGAAGGUGAGGGAUAUUUGUGAGAUGCAGAUUGAUGCUGUGCUCCAGGACAUCUCGGAGACCACACUCGUAAACCUGCAUGAUGACGGACCGUCUUCCCUGCAAGAUCUCGUUUCAGUCAAUGAGAAUCAGUGCAAACAGUGGGCAGACAUUUUGGACCAUAAGAGCAGGCAUGUAGAAGAGGCUGUGAGGGAACUCAUUGACAUUUUAAGCACCAUUUAUGUGUCUAAAGAAACCAAGGCAUCCACUCCUACAGAUGUCACAGAGCAUAGAAAGACCGAAGGCAGGGUUGGAUUUUCAAUGGAUAGUGAUGGUUCAAAUGAUGAUGAGCACAAUGCAGAGGGCCAUGAAGGGGAGAAAGAAGAUGAGUUUGAAAAGGAAUGUCAGGAGUUGUUCACUUUUUUCAGUGCCAAGCUGCUGGAUGCUUUAGUUAAAGCCACACAAUUGUCUUUGGACACCCUCAAGAGGAGAAUCUUUGUCUCCAACUUAUCCUCAAGAAAGAACCUCUUCAGCACACCCACUGAGUCAAGGUCAGAGGAGCUAGUCACUUUCAUCAAGUCAGAGGUCCAUCUCACAAUUCCCAAUGUGGUAAUGGUCCCCAGCCUGGAUGACAUCCAGCAGGCCAUUAACCGCCUUGUGCACCUUGUCCUGGAGGUGAGCCGUGGUGUGUCACGCUGGCGACAGUUACGUCACACUGAUAGCACCCCCAACUUGAGGGUGAUGACUUUCUACCAGAGUGUGGCUGAGCACAAGGACAUCUGCAAGCUUGUGGUGCUGCUCACCUCGGCAGUGAACUCGCUGAGGAAGCAGACUAGUGAUGUGCUCAAACAGUUCCAGCCUUUCAAAGUGGUGUGGGCUCAGGACAGGGAUGUCAAGGUUAAGGAGUUCAUGGACAGUAACCCAUAUCUAACUCAAAUCAGGUCUGAAAUUUUGCACUAUGUGGCAUUUGAGCAAGAGAUAGAGGACAUCAAGCCUAUUAUCAUCUUAGGAUCCAUUGAGCUGUCCACUGCACCCCUCAAAAUGUCCCUGAUGGUUGAGGCAAAGGCUUGGAAGAAACUGCUGUGCAGGUACUUGAAUGAGAAAUACAAGAAGCAGAUGAUGGACAUCAUAAGCUUCACCAGUGAGCAUCUGAAGAAGCUCUCCCGGCCCAUUGCUGACCUAGAGGAUGUACGCUUUGCCAUGGAGGCUCUAGCUAACAUCCGUGACUCUGAGAUCCAGAUUGAUAUGGCUCUGGGACCCAUAGAGGAAGCGUAUAGCAUACUGUCCCGCUUUGAGGUGGAGGUCACCAAGGAAGAGGCGGAGGGUGUGGACACACUCAGAUACUCCUUCAUCAGACUGCAGUCCAAAGCGAGAUCAGUACAGGAUGAAUUGGUACAAGUGCAGCCCAAGUUCAAAGAGAACCUGCUAUCAUCUGUUACCAUAUUUAAACAUGAUGUUGGGACGUUUGCUGAGCAAUAUGACACGGAAGGUCCCAUGGUGGCAGGAAUCCCUCCACAGGAAGCCAGUACUAGGCUACAGAUCAGCCAGGCCUGUUUUGAUGAUCUCUGGAGGAAGUUCAUCACUUAUUCCUCAGGAGAACAGCUGUUUGGGUUGCCUGUUACAGACUAUGAGGCUCUACAGAAAAUCCGCAAGGAGCUGGGUCUUCUCCAGAAGCUGUAUGGUCUGUAUGAUGCAGUCAUGAGCAAGAUUAGUGGCUAUUAUGACAUUCUUUGGACCGAUGUGGACAUUGAGAAGAUCAAUGCUGAGCUUCUGGAGUUCCAGAACAGAUGUCGUAAGCUGCCCAAAGGCCUGAAGGACUGGCAGGCUUUCCUGGACCUGAAGAAACGCAUUGAUGACUUCAGUGAGUCCUGUCCCCUUUUGGAGAUGAUGGCGAACAAGGCGAUUAAGUUAAGGCACUGGGACCGCAUCACCAACCUGACCGGACAUAAGUUCGAUAUAGAGGCAGAUACCUUCUCCCUGCAGAACAUCAUGGAGGCACCAUUGCUUAAAUACAAAGAGGACAUUGAGGACAUCUGCAUCUCAGCUGUGAAGGAGAAGGACAUUGAGGCCAAGCUGGCGCAGGUGGUUGACAUCUGGUCCAGCCAAUCAUUUAGCUUCAUGACCUUCAAGGGCCGUGGAGAGCUCAUGCUUCGUGGGGCUGAAACUGCUGAGAUUGUCACCACCAUGGAGGACAGUCUCAUGUUGCUGGGGUCACUCCUCAGCAACAGAUACAAUGCUCCUUUCAAGAAAGACAUCCAGAACUGGGUGUUUAAGUUGUCGACAUCUUCCGAUAUCAUUGAACAGUGGCUCACCGUUCAGAACCUGUGGGUGUAUCUGGAAGCUGUGUUUGUGGGAGGAGAUAUUGCCAAACAGUUGCCACAGGAAGCCAAGCGUUUCCAGAACAUUGACAAGUCCUGGAUUAAGAUCAUGCAGCGCGCUCACGACAUCCCCAACGUGGUGCAGUGCUGCGUAGGGGACGAGACCAUGGGUCAGCUGCUGCCUCACCUGCAGGAGCAGCUUGAGCUGUGCCAGAAGUCUCUGACCGGUUACCUUGAGAAAAAGCGUCUCCAGUUUCCACGCUUCUUCUUCGUGUCUGAUCCUUCCCUCCUUGAGAUCUUGGGGCAGGCCAGCGAUUCCCACACUAUCCAGUCUCAUCUCCUGGGAGUGUUUGACAAUGUCAACGAAGUCGAGUUCCAUGCCAAGGACUAUGACAAGAUUCUGGCCGUCAUCUCACAGGAAGGCGAAAAAGUGCCUCUGGACAACCCAGUGAUGGCCCGUGGGCCUGUCGAGCUGUGGCUAGGUGAACUACUGAUGCAACAGCAGUCCUCUCUGCACUCUGUCAUAAAAGCAGCAGACCUUCAGAUCAACGACUCUAGCUUCCAGCUGCUCAAUUUCCUCAAUCAGUUCCAAGCUCAGGUGGGCCUUCUGGGGAUCCAGAUGCUCUGGACCCGAGACUCCGAGGAGGCGUUGCGCAACGCCAAAGACGACAAGAAGAUCAUGCCGCUGACCAACCAGAAGUUCCUGGACCUGCUCAACACACUCAUCUCACAGACUACUCAUGACUUGACCAAGUUUGACCGAGUGAAGUUUGAGACCCUGGUGACAAUCCAUGUCCACCAAAGAGAUAUCUUUGACGACCUGGUGAAAAUGCACAUCAAGUCAGUGAACGAUUUUGAGUGGCUGAAACAGAGCAGGUUUUACUUCAAAGAGGACCUGGACCAGGUCUUGGUGUCCAUCACUGAUGUGGACUUCAUCUAUCAAAAUGAGUUCUUGGGCUGCACAGACCGUCUGGUCAUCACCCCUCUGACUGACAGGUGCUACAUCACGCUGGCUCAGGCCCUGGGCAUGAGUAUGGGUGGAGCGCCAGCGGGACCCGCUGGAACAGGAAAGACUGAGACCACCAAAGAUAUGGGCCGCUGCCUGGGGAAGUACGUGGUGGUCUUCAACUGCUCAGACCAAAUGGACUUCAGAGGCCUUGGCAGAAUCUAUAAAGGGCUGGCACAGUCUGGGUCCUGGGGAUGCUUUGACGAGUUCAACAGAAUUGACUUGCCUGUCCUGUCGGUAGCAGCCCAGCAGAUCUACAUUGUCCUGACUUCUCGUAAAGAGCGUAAAACUCAGUUCAUUUUCACUGAUGGAGACAAUGUGGAUCUUAAUCCAGAAUUUGGUCUCUUCAUUACUAUGAACCCUGGCUAUGCAGGUCGUCAAGAACUUCCGGAGAAUUUGAAGGUGCAGUUCAGGACUGUGUCCAUGAUGGUCCCAGACAGACAGAUUAUUAUGAGGGUGAAGUUGGCCAGUUGUGGGUUUAUAGAGAAUGUCAUCUUGGCCCAGAAAUUCUUUGUGCUCUAUAAGCUUUGUGAGGAGCAGCUCACAAAGCAGGUCCACUAUGACUUCGGUUUGAGGAACAUCCUGUCAGUGCUGAGGACUCUUGGAGCUCAAAAAAGAGCCCGGCCCCAAGAGACCGAGUCCAGUAUCGUCAUGAGAGUGCUGCGUGACAUGAACCUUUCAAAACUGGUGGAUGAGGACGAGCCGCUCUUCCUCAGCCUGAUCAGUGACCUGUUCCCAGGCAUCCAGCUGGACAGCAGCACAUAUGUUGAACUGCAGGCUGCUGUGGAGACCCAGGUGCACCAGGCAGGCGUCGUCAACCACCCACCCUGGAACCUCAAACUAGUGCAGUUAUAUGAAGCUUCGCGUGUCCGUCACGGUCUGAUGACCCUGGGCCCCAGUGGGGCAGGCAAGACCAUGGUCAUUAACAUCUUGAUGCGAGCUUUGUCGGACUGUGGCACCCCCCACAGAGAGAUGAGGAUGAACCCCAAAGCCAUCACUGCCCCUCAGAUGUUUGGCCGCUUGGACGCCGCAACCAAUGACUGGACAGAUGGCAUCUUCUCCACGCUGUGGAGGAAGACUCUGAAAGCUAAGAAGGGUGAGAACAUUUGGAUAGUUCUGGAUGGCCCUGUGGACGCCAUUUGGAUUGAGAACUUGAACUCUGUCCUGGACGACAACAAGACUCUCACCCUGGCCAACGGUGACCGUAUCACCAUGUCCCCCUGCUGCAAGCUGGUGUUUGAGGUGCACAACAUGGACAACGCCUCCCCAGCCACUGUCUCCAGAGUGGGCAUGGUGUUCAUGAGCUCAUCGGCUCUGAGCUGGAGGCCCAUCCUACAGGGGUGGGCUUACAAACGCAGUGCCCAGGAAGCUGACACCCUGAUCAGUUUGUAUGACCAAGUGUUUGAGGAUGCACAUGUCUUUAUAAAGCAAAACCUCAAACCUAAAAUGGACCUCUUGGAGUGCAACUACAUCAUGCAGUCACUGAAUCUGCUGGAGGGCCUGAUCCCCACCAAGGAGUCCGGCGGUGUGGUGAGCUCCAGCCACCUGGGCCGGCUCUUUGUCUUCUGCCUGAUGUGGAGCCUGGGUGCGCUGCUGGAGCUGGACGGGCGUAGCUGCCUGGAGGCCUUCCUGCGCAAGCACGAGAGUAAGAUUGACAUGCCGCCCACCAAGCCCGGAGAGACCAUCUUUGAGUACAUGGUCAACCAGAAUGGUGAGUGGGAUCACUGGAUGUCAUAUGUGGUGGAAUAUGUUUACCCAACGGACUGCGUCCCUGAUUACUCCUCUAUCCUUGUGCCCAACGUGGACAACACACGGACCAACUUCCUUAUUGAAACGAUCGCAAAACAACACAAGGCUGUUCUGCUCAUUGGUGAACAAGGGACUGCCAAGACAGUCAUGAUUAAAGGCUACACAAAGAAAUAUGACCCAGAAACUGACCUGUUCAAGUCCAUGAACUUCUCCUCUGCCACUGAGCCUGUGAUGUUCCAGCGCACAGUGGAGAGCUACAUUGAGAAGCGCAUGGGCAGCACGUAUGGCCCUCCCGGUGGUCGAAGGAUGACCGUCUUUGUGGAUGACAUCAACAUGCCUGUUGUCAACGAGUGGGGAGAUCAGAUUACCAAUGAGAUUGUGCGUCAGAUGAUGGAGAUGACGGGCAUGUACAGCCUGGACAAACCUGGAGACUUCACCACCAUUGUGGAUGUGCAGAUUAUGGCUGCCAUGAUCCACCCUGGAGGUGGCCGCAACGACAUCCCCCAGCGACUCAAGAGACAGUUCAGCGUCUUCAACUGCACACUCCCUGCCAACAGCUCUAUUGACAAGAUCUUUGGAAUUAUUGGUUGUGGAUACUUCCAUGAAUGCAGAAAUUUCAAGCCAGAGGUCACAGAUAUGAUCCCCUCUCUAGUGUCUGCCUCUAGGAUUGUCUGGCAGAUGACUAAGGUGAAAAUGUUGCCCACCCCAUCAAAGUUUCACUACUUCUUCAACCUGCGCGACCUGUCCCGAAUCUGGCAGGGCAUGCUCAACAUCAAGACUGAGGAGUGUGAAGACGUCGCCACUUUACUGGCUCUCUUUAAGUGUGAAUGCAUAAGGGUGAUUGCAGACAGGUUUGUGUGCCAUGAAGACAAGAUGUGGUUUGAUAAGGCCAUAACACAAGUGAUCCAGGAGCACGUGGACGCCAGCCUGGUGCCAGAGAUCCACCCUGACCCUUACUUUGUGGACUUCCUGCGAGAUGCACCUGAACCCACGGGUGAUGAGGGAGAUGACGUCUGUCUAGACGCACCAAAGAUUUAUGAGCUGGUUCCAACUUUUGAGUUCCUGUCUGAAAAGCUCCAGUUCUACCAGAGCCAGCAUAACGAGGCAGUCCGAGGCACCAGCCUUGACCUGGUGUUCUUUACCGAUGCAAUGACUCACAUCAUCAAGAUCUCGCGCAUCAUUAGGACGGAUUGUGGCAGUGCUCUGCUGGUUGGAGUUGGAGGCUCUGGAAAGCAGAGUCUCACUCGCCUGGCCUCCUUCAUCGCUGGCUACCGAAUCUUCCAGAUCACUCUAACCAGAUCCUACAAUGCUACCAAUUUGAUGGAUGACCUGAAGUUGCUGUACAGAACAGCAGGUGCUGAGGGGAAAGGCAUCACCUUCAUCUUCACCGAUAACGAAAUCAAGGACGAGGCUUUCCUGGAGUACCUCAACAACGUCCUCUCGUCUGGAGAGGUGUCCAAUCUCUUUGCCCGUGACGAGUUGGACGAGAUCACGCAAAGCCUCAUCUCUGUGAUGAAGAAGGAGCUGCCCAGGCAGCCGCCAACCUUUGACAACCUCUACGACUACUUCAUCUCCAGAGUCAGGAAGAACCUCCACGUGGUCCUGUGCUUCUCCCCGGUGGGUGAGAAGUUCCGCGGGCGCUCGCUGAAGUUCCCUGGGCUCAUCUCUGGCUGCACCAUGGACUGGUUUACACCGUGGCCCAGCGAGGCCCUGGUGGCCGUCUCCCACUAUUUCAUGGCCGAGUUCCCCAUGGUCUGCUCCCCCGAGGUCAAGGCCGCAGUGGUCAAGACAAUGGGCAUUUACCACGACAAGGUGUCCGUCACCUGCGACAGCUACUUUGAGAGAUUCCGACGAAGGACACAUGUUACACCCAAAUCCUACCUGUCCUUUGUUAAUGGGUAUAAGACUCUCUAUGCAGAAAAGCACUCGUACAUCAAUACUCUGGCCGAACGCAUGAAUGUCGGUCUGUCUAAACUGCUGGAGGCCAGUGAGUCAGUGGCACAGUUAUCUAAAGACCUGGUGGUAAAAGAGAAAGAGCUAGCAGUGGCCUCGGUCAAGGCAGACAAGGUGUUGGCAGAGGUGACAGUGAGUGCCGAGGCAGCCUCUGUGGUGAAGAAUGAGGUGCAGAUAGUAAAGGACAAAGCCCUGAAGAUCGUGGAGGGGAUUAAGAAGGAAAAGGCGUUUGCAGAGGUCAAACUGGCAGCUGCCAAGCCUGCCUUGGAGGAGGCUGAAAAUGCCCUGAAUACCAUCAAACCUGCAGACAUUGCCACUGUGAGAAAGCUGGCCAAGCCUCCCCACCUUAUUAUGCGCAUCAUGGACUGUUGCCUACUGCUUUUCCGGAAGAGGGUGGACACCAUCACCAUGGACCCUGACAGACCGUGCCAUAAGCCCUCAUGGGGGGAGGCUCUGAAGCUCAUGAGUGCCAGUGGUUUCUUGGCCUCGCUCCAGCAGUUCCCCAAAGACACCAUCAACGAGGAGAUGGUGGAGCUGCUGAAUCCCUACUUUGACAUGGAAGACUAUACCUUGGAGAAUGCCAAGAAGGUCUGCGGUAACGUGGCCGGUCUACUGGCCUGGACCAAGGCCAUGUCCACCUUCUUUGGCAUUAACAAGGAGGUCCUGCCCUUAAAGGCUAACCUGGUGAUCCAGGAGUGCAGGCUGACCGUGGCCAAUGCGGAGUUGGCUGCAGCCCAGGCCCAGCUGGAUGAGAAGCAGGCUGAGCUGGACAAAGUGCAGGCCAAAUUUGAUGCUGCUAUGAAGGAGAAGCAGGACCUGGUGGAAGGUGCAGCCAUGUGCAGGAAUAAGAUGCAGGCGGCCUCCACCCUGAUCGAUGGGCUGAGUGGAGAGAGGAUCCGCUGGACAGAGCAGAGCAAAGAGUUUAAAUCACAGAUCAACAGGUUGGUGGGAGAUGUUCUACAGCUCACAGGCUUCCUGUCUUACUGCGGCCCCUUCAACCAGAGCUUCCGCGACUUACUGCUCAAGGACAUCUGGAAGGGAGAGCUUGUUAAGAGGAAGAUUCCUUACACUGAGAACCUCAACCUGAUCUCCAUGCUGGUGGACCAGCCCACAAUCAGUGAGUGGAAUCUGCAGGGGUUGCCAGGAGAUGACCUGUCUGUCCAGAAUGGCAUCAUUGUUACAAAGGCUGCCAGAUUCCCCUUGCUCGUGGACCCCCAGACUCAAGGCAAGGCUUGGAUCAAACAGAAAGAGAAAGCCAAUGACCUGCAGGUGACGUCUCUGAACCACAAGUUAUUCCGUACCCAUCUGGAGGACAGCUUGUCCCUUGGCAAGCCACUGCUCAUAGAGGAUGUGCGUGAGGAACUGGACCCUGCUCUGGACAAUGUGCUGGAGAAGAACUUCAUCAAAUCUGGCUCCACUUUGAAGGUUAAAGUAGGAGACAAGGAGACAGACGUCAUGGGUGGCUUCAAGCUGUACAUCACCACCAAGCUGCCCAACCCAGCCUACACCCCUGAGAUCAGUGCCAAGACGUCCAUCAUCGACUUCACCGUCACCAUGAAGGGCUUGGAGAACCAGUUACUGGGUCGUGUCAUCCUCACCGAAAAAUAUGAGCUAGAAGCAGAGAGGUUGAAGCUCAUGAAAGAUGUGACAGCCAACAAGAGGAAGAUGAAGGAGCUUGAGGAUAACCUGCUGUACAAACUAAGUAGCACGAAAGGUUCUCUGGUGGAUGACGAGUCCAUGAUUGGCAUCUUGAGCGUCACCAAGCAGACAGCAGCAGAAGUGAGUGAGAAACUCCACGUCGCUGCGGAGACGGAGGUGAAGAUCAACACGGCACAGGAAGAGUACCGGCCUGCCGCGUCCCGUGGCAGCAUCCUCUACUUCCUCAUCACAGAGAUGAGCAUGGUCAACGUCAUGUACCAGACCUCCCUUGCUCAGUUCCUCAAGAUCUUCGAUCUCUCCAUGGCCAGGUCAGAGAAGUCUCUUCUGACUCAGAAACGAAUCUCAAACAUCAUUGAGUACCUUACCUUUGAGGUGUUCCGCUACACAGUGCGCGGGCUCUACGAGAACCACAAGUUCAUCUUCACGCUGUUGCUAGCACUCAAGAUAGACCUACAGAAAGGCUGCCUCUUUCACAAUGAGUUCCAGACACUCAUCAAAGGUGGAGCUGCCUUGGAUCUGAAGGCCUGUCCAUCGAAACCAUUCCGUUGGAUUCUGGACAUGACUUGGCUCAAUCUGGUGGAGCUCAGCAAGCUGCCUCAGUUCACCGAGAUCAUGAACCAGGUGUCGCGGAAUGAGAAGGGCUGGAAGUUGUGGUUUGAUCUAGAUUCCCCAGAGGAAGGGAUGAUUCCUGAUGGAUACAAUGACUCUCUGGAUGUCUUCCACAGGCUGCUGCUGAUCAGGUCCUGGUGUCCAGACCGCACCCUCUCCCAAGCCAGGAAGUAUGUGGGUGACUCCAUGGGCAUGCGCUUCGCUGAGCCCGUCAUCCUCAACCUCGAGGCCACUUGGGAGGAGAGUGACACUCGCACGCCUCUCAUCUGCUUCCUGUCCAUGGGUUCUGACCCCACCAAUCAGAUCGAGGCAUUGGCCAAGAAACUGCGUCUGGAAUGCAGGGCCAUAUCAAUGGGACAGGGACAGGAGGUGCAUGCUAGAAGGCUUAUACAGACAUCCAUGGCACAGGGAGGUUGGGUGUUGUUGCAAAAUUGCCAUCUAGGGCUUGAGUUCAUGGAAGAGCUGCUGGAGACCGUGACCACUGUAGAGAGCAUGCACGACUCGUUCCGUGUGUGGAUCACCACUGAGCCGCAUGUGCGCUUUUCCAUCACCCUGCUGCAGUCCUCCAUCAAGUUCACCAACGACCCGCCCCAGGGUGUGCGUGCCGGCCUGAAGCGCACGUUUGCGAGCAUCUCUCAGGACCAGCUGGACGUCAGCAACCUGCCCAUGUGGAAGCCCCUGCUGUAUGGUGUGGCCUUCCUGCACACUGUAGUCCAGGAGCGGCGUAAGUUUGGGCCUCUGGGUUGGAACAUUCCUUACGAGUUCAACUCAGCUGACUUCACAGCCAGCGUCCAGUUUGUGCAGAACCACCUGGACGAAUGCAGCCCCAAGAAGGGCGUAUCAUGGGUAACAAUCCGCUACAUGCUGGGAGAGGUACAGUAUGGAGGAAGAGUCACAGAUGACUACGACAAGAGGCUCCUCAACUGCUUUGCAAGGGUGUGGUUCACCGAUAAGAUGUUUGACCCGGCCUUCUCCUACUACACGGGUUAUAAGAUCCCUGUGUGUAAGGUCCUGGAGCAGUACAUGGAGUACAUCCAGACGCUGCCCUCUGUGGACACUCCCCAGGUGUUUGGGCUGCACCCCAAUGCUGACAUCACUUACCAGACCAACACUUCUGCGGAGGUGCUGGACACCAUCACCAACAUCCAGCCCAAGGAGAGUGGUGGAGGGUCCGGGGAGACCAGGGAGUCCAUCGUCUACCGGCUGGCACAGGACAUGCUGGAGAAGCUGCCCCCCAACUAUGUGCCCCACGAGGUGAAAGCACGGCUGGUAAAGAUGGGCGCUUUGAAUUCCAUGAACAUCUUCCUGCGUCAGGAGGUGGACCGAAUGAACAGGAUCAUCGCUGUGGUGCGCACCAGUCUAAACGACCUCAAGCUGGCCAUCGAAGGAACCAUCAUCAUGAGCGAGAACCUGAGAGAUGCUCUGGACAACAUGUAUGAUGCCCGCGUGCCCAACCUGUGGAAGAAGCUGUCCUGGGACUCGUCUACCCUGGGCUUCUGGUUCACAGAGCUGCUCGAGAGGAACAUCCAGUUCCACAGCUGGGUGUUUGAAGGGCGACCCAAAACCUUUUGGAUGACCGGCUUCUUCAACCCCCAGGGUUUCCUGACCGCCAUGAGGCAGGAAGUGACCCGUGCUCACAAAGGCUGGGCAUUGGACACUGUUACUCUGCACAAUGAGGUGUUGAAGCAGACCAAGGAGGAGAUCACCUCCGCACCUGCCGAGGGUGUCUACGUGUACGGCCUGUUCCUUGACGGCGCCGGUUGGGACCGCAGAAACUGCCGUCUGAUCGAGGCCACCCCCAAAGUGCUCUUCACACCGCUGCCCGUGGUGCACAUGUUUGCCAUCAACUCCACUGCCCCCAAAGACCCCAGACUCUACAUCUGCCCCGUCUACAAGAAGCCCCGCCGCACUGACCUCACCUACAUCACUGGUGUCGUGCUGCGCACCACACAGCCCCCAGACCACUGGAUACUGCGCGGAGUGGCCCUGCUCUGCGACAUCAGAUAAAUACGCACACUCAGCAGGGCACCCUGCUAGAGCUCUUCUGAUCUAUAAAAUGUAAUCUUAUUAAAGUCCUUUGGAAUAAAAGAUGAAUAAUUUGA
Messenger RNA from Alosa sapidissima (American shad), 14109 nucleotides. Its product is annotated as dynein heavy chain 8, axonemal-like. Gene Ontology annotation, biological process: microtubule-based movement. The coding region runs from base 233 to 14014 and encodes 4593 amino acids. Lineage: Eukaryota; Metazoa; Chordata; Actinopteri; Clupeiformes; Clupeidae. The transcript is spliced from 93 exons. The record is from RefSeq and is a predicted model, not a curated record. Gene Ontology annotation, molecular function: dynein intermediate chain binding; dynein light intermediate chain binding; ATP hydrolysis activity. Gene Ontology annotation, cellular component: dynein complex.